UGAAGACGUUUAUGACAUUUGCGAUUCUGACGCUUUUGGUAUACCAAACAACUAGUGAUCAAGCAUCUAGCUAUAUAAUUGAUAAUUCUGUUGGAUAUGGCAGAACAUUUAAUGGAAUUGGAGCAAUAAGUGGAGGAGGGGUAAUAUGUUUGAUUUUAAAUGAAAAUAACUAAAAUUGAUAUCAUAAAUUGCGGAAAUAUUUAAUUUUAUUCGUAUCAAGAAACAUACGAUAUUUUAAUUAGUAUGAAAAUAAAAUUUCCUUCAGGUAGUAUCACAUUACAAUUAUUUUAUAAAGAUAAUAUAAACAAUGAGAUCAAAAUAAACCAAUGGAAAAUAUUAUGAAUGUAAUGGAAUGGAAUGAGUUCAGUGCCCGGUCAACACAAUAUUUGUCAUCUCUUUUUUCAGGCAACAUCAAAGUUACUUGUUAAUUAUCCUGAACAACAACGAUCUGAAAUUCUGGACUUUUUGUUUAAGCCUAACUUUGGAGCAUCUCUUCAUAUCUUUAAAGUGGAGAUAGGCGGUGAUAUACAAAGUACAGAUGGAACAGAAGCUUCACAUAUGCAUUAUGGUUGGGAUGAAGAUUAUACACGGGGUUAUGAAUGGUGGAUGUUACAAGAAGCUAAAAAGAGAAACCCUAAUAUUAAGUUGUAUGGGUUACCAUGGGGAUUUCCAGGAUGGUUGAGGGAUGCUGAAGAUACACCCUGGAAGAACAUCCCAACAACAGCUGAUUAUAUAGUCAAGUGGAUUAAUGGUGCUAAAGUUCAUUAUAAUCUUACUAUUGAUUAUAUCGGCAUCUGGAACGAGAGUCCUUAUAAUGUUACUUAUAUCAAGACAUUACGCAAAGCUUUAGAUAUGGGUGGUUUCAGUAAUACGUUGAUCAUUGCUUCCGAUCAGAAUGGUUGGCCAAUAGUCGAGGACAUGGCAAAUGAUAAAGAGCUAUUCGAUGCUGUUUAUGCGAUUGGGUCGCAUUAUCCUGAAAUGACUAGUAGCCCUGCAGCCGUAAAAACUGGCAAACCAUUAUGGGCAUCAGAAGACCGAACUUCCCACGAUGACGUAACCGGUGGUGGCUGUCUUUCCAGGACUUUAAAUCAAAACUAUGUAACCGGCCUAAUGACCUCAACCAUCAUGUGGAAUGCGGUAGCCAGCUAUUAUUAUGGUUUACCUUGGAUUAAUGCUGGCCUUAUGAGGGCUGCUGAACCUUGGUCGGGGUAUUAUGAAGUAUCGCCACCUAUUUGGAUGACAGCUCACACGACUCAGUUCACAGAAAUAGGUUGGAAAUAUUUUAAACAUGGAUAUGGUGUUGGUAAUUUUACUAAUGGUGGAAGCUAUGUUGUUUUAACAAGUCCAGAUGAACAACAACUGACAAUUAUUAUAGAGACAUUGAGUCAAGACCCUGUUGAAUGUACCAGACCAGGAAAGUUUCUAUACUUAAAGAAUUUGAAGGAACAGAUAGUUAAUUUCCAGCUAAAAGGAAAAUUCGCUGAAAGUGUAGAAUCACUGAAUGUAUGGUAUAGUCGACCAGGAUAUUCAAAAGUUCCACCAAUUUAUUUCAAACAAAUGGAUCCAGUUAUGGUUCAAAAUGGUUCUAUUUCACUAACAAUAAAAGAGAAUGAAGUAUGGACUUUAACAACAGUUACAACUGGCAACAAGGGAAGUUAUCCAAAUAUUCCCGAUUCUGGACCUUUUCCUAUUCCGUAUACUGAGGAUUUUGAAGGGUACGAUGUGGGUGAAGAACCAUAUUACUUUGCUCAACAAAUUGGAUCAUUUGAAGUUGGUGAAAGUGAUGGAAACAAGUUUAUGAAACAAGUAGUUAUAGAUGAACCCGUACAUUGGUACUGGUGUCAUGUAGAUAAUGGGAACACCUCAUUGAAUGUUUUCGGAGAUUACCAAUGGCAGGAUGUUUCUGCUGCAGUUGCUGUUCAGCUACAAGGUCAAAAUACCAGUGACGCAGUAUUUCUUGCAGUUCGAGCAACAAACGGUGGAUGUCCAGCCUUAAAUGAAACGGGUCUUUUUAUGUUUUUCUACCCUAAGGAACAACGCUUCUUGCUUACUGUAGAUGUAUUACAAAAUAAAGUUCUAGUAUCUGGAAAAGUUAAUAAAGUUACCAACAACUGGGAUGUACUUACUUUACAAGUAAAGGGAAGUCGUUUGACUGGUGCUGUUAAUACAGAAGUAUUAUUUGAUAUAAAAACACCUACAGAAAUAACUAAUGGUUGGGUAGCAGUGGGAACGUAUCCCUAUGGCAUUGCUUGGUUUGAUGAUUUUCAAGUGAGCCAAAUAUAAGCCAACAAUAACUUAGGG
This is a messenger RNA of Patella vulgata (common limpet), 2301 nucleotides long. RefSeq names its product galactocerebrosidase. NCBI's taxonomy places the organism in Eukaryota, Metazoa, Mollusca, Gastropoda, Patellidae. Gene Ontology annotation, molecular function: galactosylceramidase activity. The coding region runs from base 358 to 2283 and encodes 641 amino acids. Gene Ontology annotation, biological process: galactosylceramide catabolic process. Gene Ontology annotation, cellular component: lysosome. The record is from RefSeq and is a predicted model, not a curated record. The transcript is spliced from 17 exons.